AUGGAUAGCAAAGAGAACUAUUUUAACAUCAAAUAAAUGACAGAAUCUUUUAAGAAUGUUAAAAAAUAUUCAUAACAUUCCAACACUAUUUUAGAUUUGUUUAUUGAUAUCACUUUAAAAUUAGACAAAUCCUCUAAAGAUUAUUUAUCAAAAGUCAUUCCUAUUGAUGAUGAUAAAUAAACACUUAGCUAAGUUGAUAGUAUUAUCAUCAUUAAUUAUUUCAAAUAAAUUGUCAUCUAUCUUAUUAAAACUAAAGUAGAAUUAGAAGAAAAAACAUAAUAACAAGAAUCUCAAUCUCAAUAUGAAUCUUUGAUUCAAAAACUUGAAGCUGAUAUCCGUUAACAUAUUAGAAUUGAAUAAUAACUUAGAAUCUAUACAGAAACACUUUAAUAAAAGAUUGAUGAUUUCUUACUUGAAAAAGAAUAAUAAACUUAAUUGAUUAAAGAAUAUGAAUAAUAAAUCAAAUCAAAAAAUAAAGAUAUUGUUAUCUAUUAAAGUGAACUACGUAAAUUAAUCAAUUAAAACUAAUCAAAAUAAACUAAACUUAUUACAGAACCUAUCCUUGAAGAGUAUGAUACCACUUGUUAAGUUAACAAAUUAAAUUUAACUAAUUAUACUCAUCAUCGUAGACCUAGUCAAAUUAAUGAUGAUAAAUCUGCAGCUAAUAGUAAGUAUUAUUAAUAAAAGAAUCUCAACUCAAUAGUUACAAAAAUUCACCAGAAAGAAUCCCAAUUCGAAAAAUAUCUGUUACUAAUUAUGCUGAGACCAAAAACAUUAAAUAACCUGUCUUUAUUCGAUAACCAUGGUAAAAUAGAAGAUUCUUAUCAUUUAGCCCUAUGUCAUAUUCACAUCUAAAAACUGAAGCAUAACUAAGUUAUAGAAGUAACAGUUAAGAUAGUAAAUAAGUUUUAAAAAGUUAAAUAAAAUGA
Messenger RNA from Paramecium sonneborni, 929 nucleotides. NCBI's taxonomy places the organism in Eukaryota, Ciliophora, Oligohymenophorea, Peniculida, Parameciidae. The record is from the annotation of a GenBank genome assembly.